AUGAAAGCUCAGAUCAAGCACAACGGCUGUGAGCUGGAGGUGGACAUGCCGUCCUGUGAAGGGCUCUGCAACACCUUCUCAAAGUACUCUGAUGCAGCUGCACCCUGCUGCAAGGAGAUGAGCUCCAGGAACGUCACCAUUGACUUGCAGUGCACAAAGGGUGGGACGAUCCCUUACACUUACACGCAUGUGGAACAGUGCGGCUGUGGACAAACACCCUGCACCCUCCACGCUGAACAUUAUGGCCGCAGGAAGCGAAGCUACGUGCUGCCGUGAC
Molecule: messenger RNA, 277 nt
Organism: Cololabis saira (Pacific saury)
Lineage: Eukaryota; Metazoa; Chordata; Actinopteri; Beloniformes; Belonidae
Product: intestinal mucin-like protein
Exons: 2
Coding region: 1-276 (91 amino acids)
Source: RefSeq, a predicted model, not a curated record